Messenger RNA from Closterium sp. Naga37s-1, 981 nucleotides. The record is from the annotation of a GenBank genome assembly. Lineage: Eukaryota; Viridiplantae; Streptophyta; Zygnematophyceae; Desmidiales; Closteriaceae.
AUGGCGAGCAAAAACGACAAAUCCCACCGACGCUCCGCCUCCUCUUCAAUUGGCGGAGCCGCCCACGUGUCCCCGCAGCAGCUCUCCAAGGCAGCAACGCUCAUGGAAAAGCUCCAACAACCCGAAAACGCCGCCAACACGCGUCAGGUGGCCAAAGCGCGCCAAGUCAUGACGCUCCUGCAACAGCAGCAGCAGCAAUCGCCGACGGGUCAACAACCGGCCCGGCCGUCUACAAGCGGUGGUCGUCCGGCGGCCGUCAGCCGGCCGACAAGUUCCGGCGGCCGACCGGCAGCGCAGCAGCAGCUGCUUGAGAGGCCGAGCACGCCUAGUAAGGCCGACGGCGGCGGUCGCAUCUCCGCGAGCGCGGGAAGCGGCGGGAGUGGCGGAAGCGGAAGCGGAAGAGGCGGAUCAGGUUCUGCAUUUUCCGCAGCCGGCAGAUCUAUGUCGUGUAGCGGCCGCGGCUCGCCACUUACGCCGCCCGGAAUGCACGGCGCAGGGUCGCCGGGAUUCGACGAUCGGCAGGGGGCCAGCGGCGGUAGCAAGGGCGGUGGUGUUUCGGGGAGGUCGUUUCGACGGCAAAACAGCACGGAGGGGGAGAGGCCGCCACGUGGCACUCCACCACCUGGCGGAAGCGCGGGGCGGGCGGGGAGGGAGAGGGAGGGCAGGCGGAGAGGCUCGGAUGAAGAGGGAGGCGCAGAGAGAAUAGGGGCGGAGGAGUAUGAAGAGAGGGGGAUGGGCGCAGAUGGGUAUGCAGAGGGGAUGGGAGAGAGGGGGGAGGAGUGGGAUGAGGGAGAGGAGGGAGAGGGGGCAAGGAACAGGAGGCCGAAGGAAGGGAGGGGAAGCAUGCAAGGCGAUGAUAGCCGAGACAUCUACGGCACCCGCAGUGCUGACAGCGCUGCCAACCUGCGCGACAGAGGGCUGCCCCCCAAAGCUGGUGAGUCGGAUUUUGAGUCGUCUCAAGGGAAGCAUGCAAGGCGAUGA